AUGACAGCAGCGACAACUGACAGAAGUCUGUGCGAUAUAUGUCAAAAAGCAAAAGGAAUAUUAAAAUGUGAAGGUUGUUCAAAAACCUUUUGUUAUAAUCAUUUUAGUGAUCAUCGUCAAGAAUUAAAUCAACAAUUAGAUGAAGUUGAAGUUAGCCGUGAUCUUUUUCGACAAACACUAACUGAACAAACACCAGAACUACAAAAUUAUAUUUUAGUACAACAAGUUAGUGAUUAGGAACGUGAUUCAAUUGACAAAAUUCGACAAACAGCA
Messenger RNA from Rotaria sp. Silwood2, 273 nucleotides. Lineage: Eukaryota; Metazoa; Rotifera; Eurotatoria; Philodinida; Philodinidae. The record is from the annotation of a GenBank genome assembly.